ACUGAGAAUUCUUCACCGUUCCUCCUAGUUUGAUAGUUUCCAACUUUCCAUCAUCAGUUGUCAAAUCUGCGUCUCUCAAAUCUCGUCCCCAGUUAUGGCUUCCAUCAUCAGAUCCAAAUCGGUUGUUGUGGUACUUCUACUACAAACUUUCUUUUCUCUUCUCUCUACCGCUAUCGCAAUCUCUCCAGGGUCUAAUGAUGGCUACACAAUUCAUGGUCGAGUGAAGAUCCCAAGUAUGAGCAUAAAAGGUUUUGGUCUUCCUGCAAAGAAGUCAAAUGUGAAAGUUAUACUCAAUGGUGGUCAGAAAGUUACUUUUGUGAGGCCUGAUGGAUAUUUUUCAUUCCACAAUGUGCCAGCGGGUACUCAUCUAAUUGAAGUGGCAGCAAUAGGCUAUUUCUUUUCUCCGGUCCGAGUUGAUGUUAGUGCAAGAAACCCUGGCAAGGUUCAGGCAGCAUUAACAGAGAACAGGAGGGGCUUGAGUGAGUUGGUUUUAGAGCCAUUGAGGGAGGAACAAUAUUACGAGAUUAGGGAACCUUUCUCCAUAAUGAAUGUCGUGAAAAGCCCAAUGGGACUGAUGGUUGGAUUUAUGCUGGUGGUUGUGUUCUUGAUGCCCAAAUUAGUGGAGAACAUGGAUCCCGAGGAAAUGAAGCGAGCACAAGAAGAAAUGAGGAAUCAAGGGGUUCCCACUCUUGCAAGCUUGUUGCCAGGAGCUGGUAGGAGCAAUUGAUAGAUGUGACCAUACAGCCUUAAGCAUGAGAUUGGUGAUUUCUUCACUUGUGCAGAGGCUGGGGCAGCCCCAAUAUUGUGGUCAGAGGGCUAUGUUGUAUUUAACUUGCUAAUCGUGUAUAAGAUUAUCAAUUGUUUGUGAUCUAAACUAAUACCUUUUCGCCCGAUUGACAUUAAUUUUACGAUUGAAUUUUGUGAAAAUUUAUGGGGUAGUGGCAAAUUUUCACAC
Molecule: messenger RNA, 955 nt
Organism: Tripterygium wilfordii
Lineage: Eukaryota; Viridiplantae; Streptophyta; Magnoliopsida; Celastrales; Celastraceae
Product: ER membrane protein complex subunit 7 homolog
Exons: 7
Coding region: 95-727 (210 amino acids)
Cellular component (GO): EMC complex
Molecular function (GO): carbohydrate binding
Source: RefSeq, a predicted model, not a curated record